UAUCGCGGCUCCAUCGGCCUGGAGCACAGCGACGGCGUGCGAGAGCCUUCGGUGGAUGAGGACAGACUGGUGGGGAAAGCAGGCGAGGACGAGGGACGUCAUCUCGCGCUAUUUCAACGCUGCUGUGGUAGUAUCGUAGUGGCACUGCUCGUGUCCACGGCCACCGUGUCGGCUCCGUAUCGCGGCUCCAUCGGCCUGGAGCACAGCGACGGCGUGCGAGAGCCUUCGGUGGAUGAGGACAGACCGGUGGGGAAAGCAGGCGAGGACGAGGGACGUCAUCUCGCGCUAUUUCAACGCUGCUGUGGUAGUAUCGUAGUGGCACUGCUCGUGUCCACGGCCACCGUGUCGGCUCCGUAUCGCGGCUCCAUCGGCCUGGAGCACAGCGACGGCGUGCGAGAGCCUUCGGUGGAUGAGGACAGACCGGUGGGGAAAGCAGGCGAGGACAAGGGACGUCAUCUCGCGCUAUUUCAACGCUGCUGGGGUAGUAUCGUGGUGGCACUGCUCGUGUCCACGGCCACCGAGCCGGCUCCGUAUCGCGGCUCCAUCGGCCUGGAGCACAGCGACGGCGUGCGAGAGCCUUCGGUGGAUGAGGACAGACUGGUGGGGAAAGCAGGCGAGGACGAGGGACGUCAUCUCGCGCUAUUUCAACGCUGCUGUGGUAGUAUCGUAGUGGCACUGCUCGUGUCCACGGCCACCGUGUCGGCUCCGUAUCGCGGCUCCAUCGGCCUGGAGCACAGCGACGGCGUGCGAGAGCCUUCGGUGGAUGAGGACAGACCGGUGGGGAAAGCAGGCGAGGACGAGGGACGUCAUCUCGCGCUAUUUCAACGCUGCUGUGGUAGUAUCGUGGUGGCACUGCUCGUGUCCACGGCCACCGUGUCGGCUCCGUAUCGCGGCUCCAUCGGCCUGGAGCACAGCGACGGCGUGCGAGAGCCUUCGGUGGAUGAGGACAGACCGGUGGGGAAAGCAGGCGAGGACGAGGGACGUCAUCUCGCGCUAUUUCAACGCUGCUGUGGUAGUAUCGUAGUGGCACUGCUCGUGUCCACGGCCACCGUGUCGGCUCCGUAUCGCGGCUCCAUCGGCCUGGAGCACAGCGACGGCGUGCGAGAGCCUUCGGUGGAUGAGGACAGACCGGUGGGGAAAGCAGGCGAGGACGAGGGACGUCAUCUCGCGCUAUUUCAACGCUGCUGUGGUAGUAUCGUGGUGGCACUGCUCGUGUCCACGGCCACCGAGCCGGCUCCGUAUCGCGGCUCCAUCGGCCUGGAGCACAGCGACGGCGUGCGAGAGCCUUCGGUGGAUGAGGACAGACCGGUGGGGAAAGCAGGCGAGGACGAGGGACGUCAUCUCGCGCUAUUUCAACGCUGCUGUGGUAGUAUCGUGGUGGCACUGCUCGUGUCCACGGCCAUCGAGCCGGCUCCGUAUCGCGGCUCCAUCGGCCUGGAGCACAGCGACGGCGUGCGAGAGCCUUCGGUGGAUGAGGACAGACCGGUGGGGAAAGCAGGCGAGGACGAGGGACGUCAUCUCGCGCUAUUUCAACGCUGCUGUGGUAGUAUCGUGGUGGCACUGCUCGUGUCCACGGCCACCGUGUCGGCUCCGUAUCGCGGCUCCAUCGGCCUGGAGCACAGCGACGGCGUGCGAGAGCCUUCGGUGGAUGAGGACAGACCGGUGGGGAAAGCAGGCGAGGACGAGGGACGUCAUCUCGCGCUAUUUCAACGCUUCUGUGGUAGUAUCGUGGUGGCACUGCUCGUGUCCACGGCCACCGUGUCGGCUCCGUAUCGCGGCUCCAUCGGCCUGGAGCACAGCGACGGCGUGCGAGAGCCUUCGGUGGAUGAGGACAGACCGGUGGGGAAAGCAGGCGAGGACGAGGGACGUCAUCUCGCGCUAUUUCAACGCUUCUGUGGUAGUAUCGUGGUGGCACUGCUCGUGUCCACGGCCACCGUGUCGGCUCCGUAUCGCGGCUCCAUCGGCCUGGAGCACAGCGACGGCGUGCGAGAGCCUUCGGUGGAUGAGGACAGACCGGUGGGGAAAGCAGGCGAGGACGAGGGACGUCAUCUCGCGCUAUUUCAACGCUGCUGUGGUAGUAUCGUAGUGGCACUGCUCGUGUCCACGGCCACCGUGUCGGCUCCGUAUCGCGGCUCCAUCGGCCUGGAGCACAGCGACGGCGUGCGAGAGCCUUCGGUGGAUGAGGACAGACCGGUGGGGAAAGCAGGCGAGGACGAGGGACGUCAUCUCGCGCUAUUUCAACGCUGCUGUGGUAGUAUCGUAGUGGCACUGGUCGUGUCCACGGCCACCGAGCCGGCUCCGCACGGAGGCCGAGGCGAGUGGCAAUGCCAUUCUGUACGAGCCGGCGUUGCCGACAACCUACCGACGCAGUAUCGCGGCUCCAUCGGCCUGGAGCACAGCGACGGCGUGCGAGAGCCUUCGGUGGAUGAGGACAGACCGGUGGGGAAAGCAGGCGAGGACGAGGGACGUCAUCUCGCGCUAUUUCAACGCUGCUGUGGUAGUAUCGUAGUGGCACUGCUCGUGUCCACGGCCACCGAGCCGGCUCCGCCACGUCGAGAAGUAGCGUGGAGUGGGCCGAGCGUCGCGUUUGAUGGCAGCACGGAGGCCGAGGCGAGUGGCGAUGUCAUUCUGCACUAUCGCGGCUCCAUCGGCCUGGAGCACAGCGACGGCGUGCGAGAGCCUUCGGUGGAUGAGGACAGACCGGUGGGGAAAGCAGGCGAGGACGAGGGACGUCAUCUCGCGCUAUUUCAACGCUGCUGGGGUAGUAUCGUGGUGGCACUGCUCGUGUCCACGGCCACCGAGCCGGCUCCGCACGGAGGCCGAGGCGAGUGGCAAUGCCAUUCUGUACGAGCCGGCGUUGCCGACAACCUACCGACGCAGUAUCGCGGCUCCAUCGGCCUGGAGCACAGCGACGGCGUGCGAGAGCCUUCGGUGGAUGAGGACAGACCGGUGGGGAAAGCAGGCGAGGACGAGGGACGUCAUCUCGCGCUAUUUCAACGCUGCUGUGGUAGUAUCGUAGUGGCACUGCUCGUGUCCACGGCCACCGAGCCGGCUCCGGUCGGUCGUUGGGGGCGCAGUGAUGUGAACAAGAAGCGCUUUCCACGUCGAGAAGUAGCGUGGAGUAGGCCGAGCGUCGCGUUUGAUGGCAGCACGGAGGCCGAGGCGAGUGGCGAUGUCAUUCUGCACUAUCGCGGCUCCAUCGGCCUGGAGCACAGCGACGGCGUGCGAGAGCCUUCGGUGGAUGAGGACAGACCGGUGGGGAAAGCAGGCGAGGACGAGGGACGUCAUCUCGCGCUAUUUCAACGCUGCUGUGGUAGUAUCGUAGUGGCACUGCUCGUGUCCACGGCCACCGAGCCGGCUCCGGUCGGUCGUCGGGGGCGCAGUGAUGUGAACAAGAAGCGCUUUCCACGUCGAGAAGUAGCGUGGAGUGGGCCGAGCGUCGCGUUUGAUGGCAGCACGGAGGCCGAGGCGAGUGGCGAUGUCAUUCUGCACUAUCGCGGCUCCGUCGGCCUGGAGCACAGCGACGGCGUGCGAGAGCCUUCGGUGGAUGAGGACAGACCGGUGGGGAAAGCAGGCGAGGACGAGGGACGUCAUCUCGCGCUAUUUCAACGCUGCUGGGGUAGUAUCGUGGUGGCACUGCUCGUGUCCACGGCCACCGAGCCGGCUCCGCACGGAGGCCGAGGCGAGUGGCAAUGCCAUUCUGUACGAGCCGGCGUUGCCGACAACCUACCGACGCAGUAUCGCGGCUCCAUCGGCCUGGAGCACAGCGACGGCGUGCGAGAGCCUUCGGUGGAUGAGGACAGACCGGUGGGGAAAGCAGGCGAGGACGAGGGACGUCAUCUCGCGCUAUUUCAACGCUGCUGUGGUAGUAUCGUAGUGGCACUGCUCGUGUCCACGGCCACCGAGCCGGCUCCGGUCGGUCGUUGGGGGCGCAGUGAUGUGAACAAGAAGCGCUUUCCACGUCGAGAAGUAGCGUGGAGUAGGCCGAGCGUCGCGUUUGAUGGCAGCACGGAGGCCGAGGCGAGUGGCGAUGUCAUUCUGCACUAUCGCGGCUCCAUCGGCCUGGAGCACAGCGACGGCGUGCGAGAGCCUUCGGUGGAUGAGGACAGACCGGUGGGGAAAGCAGGCGAGGACGAGGGACGUCAUCUCGCGCUAUUUCAACGCUGCUGUGGUAGUAUCGUAGUGGCACUGCUCGUGUCCACGGCCACCGAGCCGGCUCCGGUCGGUCGUCGGGGGCGCAGUGAUGUGAACAAGAAGCGCUUUCCACGUCGAGAAGUAGCGUGGAGUAGGCCGAGCGUCGCGUUUGAUGGCAGCACGGAGGCCGAGGCGAGUGGCGAUGUCAUUCUGCACUAUCGCGGCUCCAUCGGCCUGGAGCACAGCGACGGCGUGCGAGAGCCUUCGGUGGAUGAGGACAGACCGGUGGGGAAAGCAGGCGAGGACGAGGGACGUCAUCUCGCGCUAUUUCAACGCUGCUGUGGUAGUAUCGUGGUGGCACUGCUCGUGUCCACGGCCACCGAGCCGGCUCCGCACGGAGGCCGAGGCGAGUGGCGAUGCCAGUCUGUACGUGCCGGCGUUGCCGUCAACCGACUGACGCAAUACCGCGGCUCCAUCGGCCUGGAGCACAGUGACGGCGUGCGAGAGCCUUACGAGGUUAUACGGGGGAUUCGCUAUACAGCGGACGGCGAACUCAAGGUCUUGAUGAACUGGCCCAAUACACUGGAGCCACUUUCGAACUUGGUACCUGCGGACCGAGAGCAGAUUGAGCGUGCUAACGGUAAUGCAGGCAACUAA
Phytophthora sojae is the source of this 4791-nucleotide messenger RNA. RefSeq lists its product as hypothetical. The record is from RefSeq and is a predicted model, not a curated record. The transcript has 27 exons. NCBI's taxonomy places the organism in Eukaryota, Oomycota, Peronosporomycetes, Peronosporales, Peronosporaceae. The annotation marks the transcript as partial.